CACCUCUCUCUCUCUCUCUCUCUCUCUCUCAUCCCCUUCUCUCUCUGUGUGUUUUUGUGUGUGUAAAGGGUGGAUAGUAUGGAGCAGUCGCCGCCGAACGGGAGAACGGGGAUGGGGAUGUUCCCGGCGGCAGAGCGGGCGGCGGGGCCGUCUGCGGGCCUGGCGAGGUAUGUUUCGGCGCCGGGAUCGCUCCUGGCCAGCAUCGCCGACACCGUCGUCGCCGGCGGCGUUGGAGGAGGAGAGUUCCAGAUGGGGAGGUAUUUCUCCAGCGAGUCGCCGUGCCUGACGUCGGAGUCCACCUGCAAGGCCGGCGCCGGCGCUGGAUCGCCGGAUCUCGACCCCUGCAGGGGCAAAGACGGUGGCGGCGGAAUUGGUGGCGGCGUUGGGCCCGGCAUGCACCGGUCCUACGGUGUGGGGAAGAUCUCCGUCGGCGCUAUGACUCCACCGGUGGCGGCGGCGCCGGGGGAGGAGGGGAAUUCGAGGGGCGGCGGGAAUCCGCUGAUUCGGCACAGCAGCUCGCCCGCCGGAUUCUUGUCUCAUCUCAUGGUCGAUAACGGUUUUCCAGUUACAAGGGACACUGGGAGCUAUUCUCAACCAGGGACAGAUGGUGUCUAUGCCAUGCCAAGCAGAAGAUUUAAAUCCCAAUUGAGCUUUUCUAGACAAGGAACAUUGUCUCAAAUAUCUGAGAUCAGUGUCCCAGAUGUGGGAGAGAGUGUUGGUGGCAGUAACAACUCCAAUGGGACGGCUGGGAAUGUUGGGCAGUCAUACAUUUCUAGCAAUUUUUCGAUUGGCUCAUGGGAUGAUACCAAUUCGAUCAUGUUCUCUGCACCUCCAAGCAAGCGGGCAAAAGAUAACAAUGGAGACAUAAUAAACAGUCUUAGCGCCAUAGAGUCUCAGUUUAGUUUGCCAACGACGUCCCUGGAGAUGGCUACAGUAGAGAAGUUCUUCCAGAUCCAACAAGACCAGGUUCCAUUCAAAAUCCGAGCUAAGCGUGGAUGUGCAACACACCCACGGAGCAUCGCCGAAAGGGAGAGAAGAACAAGAAUCAGUGAGAAGCUGAGAAAGCUGCAAGAACUUGUGCCUAACAUGGACAAGCAAACAAACACAUCAGACAUGUUAGACUUAGCAGUUCAGCACAUCAAGUCACUGCAGAGCCAAGUUCAGAUUCUUACCCAAGAACGUGAAAACUGCGUAUGUGCAAGCAAGCAAGAGAAGAAUUAAGAUACCAAACAUGUUUAUGUAUAUAAGAAUUUAUGUUGGUUAUCAUUUGCUAGAUGGAAAGGAGGUAUUAACAUGCAUGAGAAGUUCCCAUCUGUGUAUCAUCAUUCCCUUGAUCUUUGGCAGUCCAAUAGGCAAUAAUGAACGGCACUGUGCUUCCCAAAUUUCUAGCUUCUGGAAUCAUAUGGAUUAUAAAAGGGCUUUUGGGUGGGAAAGAAAAAAAAUCUUCAUUGUGCCAAGAAAUUCAGGUUCCAGGGCUUUUCUCCAGAAUCUAAUAUGUCAUAUUUCAUUAAGGUUUUUAUACCUCUCAGACUUGUGUUUGCUUGUGGGAGUUGAAUAGGGUAAUGAUAUAUGUUCCUUUAAUUGAUGCAUUAGCAAUUGACCUUUAUGUAUUUCUGGAUGUAUUUUGCCUUUUGCAUUCUAUCCUGAUCAAACCAAGGAGAGUAAUGUAAUGUAUCAAAAUUUUGUCAGAAAUGUAAUGUGGAAUGACAGAAAUUUGUGUGGAGA
Molecule: messenger RNA, 1725 nt
Organism: Elaeis guineensis (African oil palm)
Lineage: Eukaryota; Viridiplantae; Streptophyta; Magnoliopsida; Arecales; Arecaceae
Product: transcription factor bHLH129
Biological process (GO): regulation of transcription by RNA polymerase II
Cellular component (GO): nucleus
Molecular function (GO): protein dimerization activity; RNA polymerase II cis-regulatory region sequence-specific DNA binding; DNA-binding transcription factor activity, RNA polymerase II-specific
Source: RefSeq, a predicted model, not a curated record